AUUUCCAUCUUACCUCAGGAUGUAGCUGGAUUGCAAUGUGUGUUGCCUCCUUCACCCCAAGAAGUAAGGGAUACAUUUUGUGUCAUUUUUUGCAGGGGGAAGUUUCAUCCCUCCAGGGAAGCAAUUGCACAUUUUCAACUGAUUCUUCUGUCGAGAAAUAUUAUAAAGUCAAUAAUCAAUUUUCUCAUCACUGAGAAUGAGUGGUACAGGAUUUCAGGUGUAAUGUUCAACUGCCAAAAUCUGGAAAACAAUCCUCAUUGGAAGUGA
Pisolithus orientalis is the source of this 267-nucleotide messenger RNA. RefSeq lists its product as uncharacterized. The transcript has a single exon. Lineage: Eukaryota; Fungi; Basidiomycota; Agaricomycetes; Boletales; Pisolithaceae. The record is from RefSeq and is a predicted model, not a curated record. The annotation marks the transcript as partial.